Salvelinus sp. IW2-2015 is the source of this 1430-nucleotide messenger RNA. RefSeq names its product solute carrier family 10 member 4 (gene slc10a4). The record is from RefSeq and is a predicted model, not a curated record. Gene Ontology annotation, cellular component: membrane. Lineage: Eukaryota; Metazoa; Chordata; Actinopteri; Salmoniformes; Salmonidae. Gene Ontology annotation, molecular function: bile acid:sodium symporter activity. Gene Ontology annotation, biological process: bile acid and bile salt transport.
UUCAAUCCUCUGUCAUUGGUGACAGCGCGCGAUGACAAUGCACCGCUAGGGGACCACAGUUUACGCACUGGCACCUUCAGUGGGACACCGACUGUGAAAAGCUUCUGUCCACUGUUAACGCGAUGGAGAACUCAAGCGUGGUGGUCACGGUUGUUCCAACUGCUGGCCAAACAGAAUUCCUCAACUUCACCAUGAAUGACACCCUCUCCCGACUCUCAGAAAGCUUCUCGGAGGAACUCGCCAUGGCAGGAUUACGCGUAAGGAACAACCCGGUAUCUCUGAAAGCCAGCACCCUCAGUACUGCCUUUGCUGCUGGGCUUCGGGCUAAGCUGCCGCCGACGGAACCCGCUCACCUGGUGGUUGCCUUUUGGGAUUCCCCGCUAAGUCACGGAAUCAAUGUGUUUGUGGGGAUUGUCCUGUGCUUCACCAUGCUGGGGCUAGGGUGUACGGUAGACGUUAGCCAGCUUGGGGAGCAUAUCCGCAGACCCAUCGGGGUGCUGCUGGCGCUGGUGUGUCAGUUCGUCAUCAUGCCCCUGGUCGCCUUCCUGCUAGCUUUGGCAUUCUCGCUCGACGACGUGGCGGCUAUGGCCGUGCUACUGUGUGGCUGCUGUCCAGGAGGAAACCUAUCCAACAUCAUGUCCUUAUUAGUGAACGGGGAGAUGAAUCUGAGCAUUAUCAUGACCAUCUCCUCCACGGUCCUAGCACUGGUGCUAAUGCCGCUGUGUCUGUGGAUAUACAGCCGCGCCUGGAUCAACACCCCCGUGGUCAACCUGAUGCCGUUCGGCGCGAUCAUCCUCACCCUCUGUAGCACCCUCAUACCCAUCGGCCUGGGGGUCGUGCUCCGAUACCGUUACAACCGGGCGGCCGACAUCGUUUUAAAGGUGUCUCUGUGGUCUUUGCUGGUGACCCUGGUGAUGCUGUUCAUCAUGACGGGGGCCAUGUUGGGGCCAGAGCUGCUGGCCACCAUCCCUCCAUCUGUCUACAUGGUGGCUGUCCUGAUGCCUGCCUGUGGCUACGCUGCAGGCUACGGCCUGGCCACCCUCUUCGAUCUCCCGCCCAACAUCCGCAGGACCGUGUCACUAGAGACCGGGUGCCAGAACGUGCAGCUCUGCACAGCCAUCCUGAAGAUGGCCUUCCCACCACAGCUGAUGGGGGGCAUGUAUAUGUUCCCUCUGCUCUACGCCCUCUUCCAGGCAGCCGAGGCUGGCAUCUUCAUCCUGGCCUACCGGAUGUACAGGAAAGAGGUUCUACACAAACCAGACACAAACCCACUGGGGGACAAUGGGGAUAUUGGAUAUAAUAGGUUUGAAGAUGAAGAUAUGGGCUUUGACACUUCUUACGGGGCAGUGACCACAAGUGACCCAAAUCUCAUCAUGUUAGAGCCUUGUCCGGAUGCGACUCCUGUUUAGUGUGCAUGAUACAAUGAUAGC